AUGUCCCUCAUACGGUUCACCGAUGGAGACUUUGGCAAUAUUCGGGUAUUGGAGCUCUUCCACUGGUCCAUAAUUACGGAUCCAGUGCUUGGCAAAGCCGAAGGCUCAUUUAGCGACAUACUUCUGAAUCUGCCUGCGUUGAGGGAGGUGCGCUUCUUGGUCUCCGGCUCGGCCAGAUGUCUGGCUUCUGCCACUUGUCAGAAAUGUAUUCAGAGACUCGUGCUCAGCAAAUUCUCCCGACCGCAGCUUGACAGCAUGCGCGAUUUCGUGGCGCAGAUAUCGCUCCGGGACAUCAAAGCCGUGGCACAAGCUCAGGGCAGAGACCUCAACAUAGAGAUCAGGCGUCCCGUGUUUCAAGUCUACUAUAUCGAGGGAAAUGCCGGAGUAGACAAGCAUGUCGACUGGAACAAGUACUAUCCUGCCGAUGCAGAAUUGCCUCGUUACCUGAAUGAAUGCUUGACGCUCCGUGCAACAACCAACUCCAUAUCAAAUGCGGCCGUCCGGAUCGAUCUCGAAGCUUCUACCUAUCUUGAACUCGUACUAGGAUCAUCUCCACCUGGCGAGGUCUUCUGCAACUGUACGGCAUGCGGAUCAUAA
Messenger RNA from Cyphellophora attinorum, 597 nucleotides. RefSeq lists its product as uncharacterized. NCBI's taxonomy places the organism in Eukaryota, Fungi, Ascomycota, Eurotiomycetes, Chaetothyriales, Cyphellophoraceae. Bases 1 to 597 code for a protein of 198 amino acids. The transcript is spliced from 3 exons. The record is from RefSeq and is a predicted model, not a curated record.